Messenger RNA from Phyllopteryx taeniolatus (common seadragon), 3821 nucleotides. RefSeq names its product twist-related protein 2-like. Gene Ontology annotation, biological process: regulation of transcription by RNA polymerase II; developmental process. The record is from RefSeq and is a predicted model, not a curated record. NCBI's taxonomy places the organism in Eukaryota, Metazoa, Chordata, Actinopteri, Syngnathiformes, Syngnathidae. The transcript is spliced from 2 exons. Gene Ontology annotation, molecular function: DNA-binding transcription factor activity, RNA polymerase II-specific; protein dimerization activity; RNA polymerase II transcription regulatory region sequence-specific DNA binding. Bases 206 to 778 code for a protein of 190 amino acids.
ACGGUGGGGCGGCCUGUCAGAUGGUUUGUUGUUGUUCCGUCUGCCAGGUUGUGAACGGAAUGCGAGAGUUGAACAAGUGGGAAUUUGAGAACGACCACCAAUGGAGAAUCAGUCGUAGGACAAGAAGAAGUUGAAUACUUUUACGGCCGUCUGAAAGGCUAAAGAGAGAAGAAACAGGCUGUUGGAGUGUUUUGGAAGGUGGAAGAUGAGAGAAGAGGUGUCCUGCACUAACUCCCCUGAAGGAGGGCUGGGGGCCAGUGAAGAGGAACUGGAAAGGGGCUCCAAGAAGAAUCACCAGACAGGUCACCGAAAACGAUCCCCUCAUCCCAAGAAAGACAGUCUGGCUCAGACAGAGGAUAGCGCCGCCGGCAGUCCCACCGGCCUCCUUCCGUCCGGGCCCAAGAGGGUGAAGAAGAGUCCCUCAGCCGUGGUGAGCCUGGCCCCCGCCUCGCUGGGCCCGCGGCCCGACCAGCCCUUCGAGGACCUCCACUCCCAGCGGGUGAUCGCCAACGUGCGGGAGCGCCAGCGCACCCAGUCCCUCAAUGACGCCUUCGCCUCGCUGCGCAAGAUCAUACCGACGCUCCCUUCGGACAAGCUGAGCAAGAUCCAGAUCCUCAAACUGGCGUCACGCUACAUCGACUUCCUGUACCAGGUGCUGCAGAGUGACGAGAUGGACGCUAAGCUGGCCAGCUGCAAUUACCUGGCCCACGAGAGGCUGAGCUAUGCCUUCUCCGUCUGGAGGAUGGAGGGGGCCUGGGCCAUGUCUGCCAGCCACUAGGACCCCCUCGCGCCCGUCUUUACCUGUUGCCUCCCUCUCUCGCUCUCUCUAGCUCUCUCUCUUCCUUUUGUAAAUUUCUUAUUUAAAUCUUCCUGUCUGACCUUUCACCCUCCAUCAAUCUGCACCCCUUUCACCUUUUCAGUCACCGUUGCUUCCACUGCUUUCCUCACAUCUGUGCCACAGUUUCGCCCGGUGCAGGAAGACGCUGCACUGCUAACCCUCAGCUCGGCAGGGGCCUUCAGAGACAACGGCGCAACAUUGGGGCCGCAACGGGCCAAAGCAUCUUGUCUUGACCUCGGAGCCAACGUGAUGUGAACACAUGUGCUAGGAGCAGAUGUGGUCCACACCUCUUGUUGAUCAUACAGUAUUUGAUAAGUUGAAGAGAAAAUAUGAUGGAUUUUGGAACUCUACAUUUGUUAUAUAUUUCAAGAAUCAAAAUCACAACUACUGUACUACAAAGUGAGUCUAGAGGAUUUUUGCAGCCAUAUUAAUGCCUAUUUACUACAUUUUCUUCAAUUAGUUGCUUAUAUAGCAAUAUAUAGAUCUGCCACCUUUAUAAAGGGUUUAUAAACUGCUUAAAAAUAGGUCAAUGAUAGCUUUAUGAAGUCUUCAGAAGUUAUCUAUAUGUAUCAGUUACUUACAAAACCUUUCAACAAAGAUUCAUGAUUUUCUCAAGUGGAAGCUAACUCUAGCUUUGCUGCUAAUGCAGGGGUCACUGACCUUUUUGAAAUUGAGAGCUACUUCUUCGGUACUGAUUAAGCGACGGGCUUCCAGUUUGAUACACAUUUUUGAAAUAAUAAAUUUACUCAAAUGACCUCAAAUUCUAGUUUAUUAUUAAUAAUUAAUGAUAUUCAUGUAUGUGAAGACAGAUCGUCUUAUUUCUCAAAAUAAUGAUCAACAAUGAUUUAACAAGGUAGGAAGCAAACAUAUCUAUAUGUAACACUAUUUUUUUUAAAUAAAUGUCUGGAAGUGGUUACAUUUUCAAAUGAUCCUUUCUACAACAUUCCUAGGAAAUCACAAUGUUCCAUCACUGGAGAGCUAUUUUUAGAACAGUCAAGCUGGCUGCUUAUGUGGUCCUUGGGCGUGAUGAGUGACCCCUGCACUAAUGCAUCAUUACUAUGACUAUAAUGCUGAUGAUUUUUUAAAAACGUGUAUUGUAAUUCAUUACAGUGAUUUUCUGAGAUUAAAGUUUCUAUCCUCAUCCAGACUACACAGUUUAUUUAACACUGGCAAUAAAAUGUGUUUAUUAUUAUUAUUAUAAAUUUUAUUAUUAUUAUUAUCAUUUGCUGUCAAUGCAUACACAUUUAUUUAUCAAAUGGCAUGUUUUUAGAAUGUUUGAAUACAACAAAACUGAAAAAAAAAAAAAGAUUCUCCAUGAGAGGGAGAAAGUAAGGCUAUGAAUUUCAUUGUUUUUUUUGAUGAAUACUUAUUUUACAGGUUUAGUAUUUGUUUUAAAAAUAUAUAAUUAACUAAUUAGUUAUUUUAAAUGGACUUUUGCAUAUAAAAGUGCAUUUAAUGUUACCGUUAUCGUCAAAAUCCAUAUUUGCUUGACUAUUUUGUUUUACUGAUUUGUGGAACUGUAUGCGCCACAUUUCUGGACAUCUUAGUUACUCGUCAAAAGAAAAAACAAUAAGGAUUCAUCACGACGAGCAAAAUGAUACCCUGCAUUUUCAUUUUGAGUGUGCUUCGCUGUAAUUAACUCAUUGCUUCAUGCCACACGCACACACACACACGCACACGCACACACACAUGCUCAUACUCAGUGUGGCACUUUGAAAAUGAGAUGUUUGUUUUGUGCAGGAAAAACAAUUGUCCUCUUUCUCUAUAGACUAUAAUCAAAAUGCCCAUCACUUGUUUCUCUUCUGGCUUCCGAUAGUGUGUGUGUGUGUGUGUGUGUGUGUGUGUGUGUGCGUGUGUGUAAUGUGCAGUUUGACCUGAGCAGUUGUUGGAUGCUCUUCAAUUCAUCAUAAAUCUCUGGCUGCUACUCUGGACUGAUCUGAGAUCAUCUAUGGCUCAUUUUUAAAAGCUUCAUGCACAACGAGUGGUUUCUGACACUGGUCUUUAGUUUUUAAACAUGGGAAAUUUGUGUGUUGACUGUUGUACACACACGCUGUUUUCCAACAAUGCGUUUGUGUGCUUGUGUUGUGUGCAUGUAGCUGCCGGGAUGGCGACGUAUGGCCACUUGUUUGACACGUAGGCAUGCAAACGUUGCAUCACUGAAGAUGUAUCACUUUCUGUCACACAAAAUUUUUCCGUGCUUGGCUCUUUUUAAUGUAGCACUUUAUGGGCAAGGAACCUUGACUGGUACCUUAAGUCUGAGUCUAUAAGACAGUAGAACAGGAGGAUUUACCCAGCUAAAAUUGCAAAAAAAAAGAAUAAUAUGAUUAUUUACUGUAAUUAUUUGUAAUUACUUAAUGAUAUGAAAACAUAUUGUAUAUAUAUAAUCUGUAUGUACACCCUAUAUUUAACAAAAAUGCAAAAAAUAACAAAUGUUCAAGUGGACUGCAUACAAUAUUUUUCUGUUUAAAAUGUAUAUUAUUUAAAAUAGUUAUAAUGCCAUAUAAGUGUCAAAAUUGCAUAUUUGUAAAAUAUUUAAAAAAUUAUAAAUAUGUGCAAAACGCACAGUAGUAUCCAAAUUUAAGAAUUACUGAAUGGCGUUAAUAAACCUUUAACUUUAGUAUUUUAUUUAUUUUUUAACAUUUCCUCAAGUUUGUUUUUAUUCAAAAUACUGGUACAGUAUAUUACUAUAGACCUUUUCUGAUGAACAAUAUAAAAUAAAAAUAACAACAAAAAAUGUUUACGUUACAAAAGGCUGCCAUAAAUGUUUUUAUAUAAAAGUAGAAAAAAAACAAAGGAGAAGUGUGUUAAAAUGCAGUACACAAAGUGCAAAUUCAGUAUGUGCUUAACAUGUAUCACCACCGGGAAUGUUCACUCGUCUCUAUUUCUCUGCAGAAAGCCAACAAGUGGAAAAUUCCCAAUUGACAACAAUGAAAUGUUCCCACUUCAACGUCAUCCUUUUUUAAAAUUUUUAUAUAUAUAUUUU